Messenger RNA from Iphiclides podalirius (scarce swallowtail), 312 nucleotides. The record is from the annotation of a GenBank genome assembly. NCBI's taxonomy places the organism in Eukaryota, Metazoa, Arthropoda, Insecta, Lepidoptera, Papilionidae.
AUGAACCGCUUACGAUAUAUCGAGCACGGGGGCUCGGGGUCCGUGACGCACUCGGGAACACGUUCGGGAACGUUCGCGCACGUUCGGGCACGUUCGUGCACGUUCGGCCACGUUCGUGCACGUUCGGCGCACGUUCGCGAGCAGUUCGGCGAGCGCGCUCGCGGCCUCGGUUGGCCUGCCGGCGGGCGGCGGACGUAUUUACACGGCGAAUGUACAAGGAGCGGGGCCGCUCAGCCGAGCAGCGCCUCCAUGGUGUACGGGUGCGGCGGGUGCGGCGGGCGCGGCGGCUCCUGCGUGACACGUCCAAGAUAU